AUGACAGAGCACGCGCUUCCAUGCCUCUAUUUGAAUAUGACCGGCGAGAUGAUGUACAUUCUCGAACAGCGUUUGAGAAUCCAGAAGGAGAAUCUCGAGAAUCGCGAGAAGACAACCAAAGUGCUCAAGGAGAUCGUGCUCGCGAUUCUCGCGCGGCCAACUCUCGAAGAAGUGUUUCGCGCCAAAGGACUCCCGUCGCGAAAAAGCUUGAAAAUGCUCUACGAGAAAUUGGCGCACGUCAGCAUUAUGCGGCUCAAUGAGAACAGCAUGGACAAAUUGUUCGAUUUGAUCACCAUGUCGACGAAAUUCGCGUUUCAGCAAAUCACGAUGGCCGAACAGCUGAUGACUGUCACCGUCAAUCAUUUGCAAGGAAUGCAGGAUAUCGUCGCCGGCGAUGUCGAGGUCCGCGACGCCGUCGAGCACGCGUUCACAAUGACAUUCUCACUCUACCGCAGUCUGAGCCCACACAAUUGGCACAUGUUGCGAUGUGCGCUUUUGUGUUGGUUUCAAGAGACGCGCGUGAAAAUCUCGAUGCUUCUACGCGAGAAGCGCCAAUCGAAGACCGGCAACUUCUAUUUGUUCAUCGACGGCGAGCCGGUUCAAUUGCCGAAAGACGGCGAGCCGGUUGGAACGACGCGCUACUUCGACAACGGCCUCGUCUCCGAACAAUCAACAUUCCCAACGUAUUAUGAAUAUAAGGAGUUCGAGGAUAUGCCCGACACUUUAAACGUCGCAAAACGCUCGACAACACUGGGAACGAAUGUCUACAAAAACGCCGAAUCAUUGAGAAUUCACGGCGGCGGCGGAACGGCGACCGAGCAAUUCCGCGAGGGCAACGAAAUGGAAUUCAUGGCGUCGAUCAUGUCGUCGACGAAAACUCUCGAUUUGGGAGAAAACGAUCUAAUGGGCAUGAGCCUAUUCGACAAUGAGAACGAGGAGAACACCUACGUCAAACAGACCGAAGAGAUGAACGUGAUGAGAAUCGACGCGGCCGCCAAAAAGAAAUCGCUGAGCACCACUGUCGACGAGAAAAUCGGCCGACCCAAAACGGCGGAGAAGCCGAAAAAAAGCAAAGGCGCCGCAAUGUUGGACCUUUUCGACGAGGCCGCCGCUCGGCCGCCAACGGCGAAGCCCAAAAAGCGCAGCGAGUCGUCGUCGGCGACGACGACGACAACACGCGCGCGUUCUCGUUCCGGCUCGCGUCCGGAAUCGCGUGCGCCCAGCGCCGGACCACGACGAGCCGGUUCGGCGAAAAAGAAGAGCGCAUAA
This is a messenger RNA of Caenorhabditis bovis, 1269 nucleotides long. The record is from the annotation of a GenBank genome assembly. Lineage: Eukaryota; Metazoa; Nematoda; Chromadorea; Rhabditida; Rhabditidae.